This is a messenger RNA of Chaetura pelagica (chimney swift), 1143 nucleotides long. RefSeq names its product platelet-activating factor acetylhydrolase 2, 40kDa (gene PAFAH2). The transcript is spliced from 10 exons. Bases 1 to 1143 code for a protein of 380 amino acids. Gene Ontology annotation, molecular function: 1-alkyl-2-acetylglycerophosphocholine esterase activity. The record is from RefSeq and is a predicted model, not a curated record. Lineage: Eukaryota; Metazoa; Chordata; Aves; Apodiformes; Apodidae.
AUGGGGGGGACACAGUCACUGGCGCUGCCCCAGGGGAAGGGACCUCACCAGGUGGGCUGCACAGAUGUCAUGGUGGGCCACACGCAGCAGGGGCUGUUCCUCCGGCUCUUCUACCCCUGCCUGCCCCGGGCAGGGGCUGAGCAGCCUCUCUGGAUCCCACGUUACCAGUACUGCUGUGGGCUGGCCGAUGUCACCCACCACAGCCGGCACUGGUGUGCGCCCCUGCUCAGCAUCGCCAUCGGCUCCUGCCGAGUGCCAGUGAGCUGGAAUGGGCCUUUCAAGCCCUGCAGCAGCGGGUACCCACUGAUCAUCUUCUCCCAUGGCCUGGGAGCCUUUCGGACCCUCUACUCCUCAAUCUGCUCGGAGCUGGUGUCCUGGGGCUUCGUGGUGGCAGCGCUGGAGCACAGGGACCACUCUGCCUCCGCGACGUAUUUCUGCACGGCAGAGGCUGGGAGAGAGGAGUGGAUCCCCUACCAGCAGGUGCCCCAGGGACAGAAGGAGUUUUACUUCCGAAAAAAGCAGGUGCAUCAGAGAGCUGAGGAAUGUGUGCGAGCGCUCCGGCUCUUCCAGGACAUCAGCAGUGGUAAAUCUGUCCCCAACGUCCUUCACCAGGACUUUGAGCUCUCCGUGCUGAAGGACAGUGUUGAUCUGAGCAAAGUUGCUGUCAUGGGCCAUUCCUUUGGGGGGGUGACAGCCGUGCUGGCCUUGGUGAAAGAGCCCAGCUUCAGCUGCGCGGUGGCUCUCGAUGCCUGGAUGUUCCCCCUGGAGAAUUCACUGUACCCAGAAGUGCCCAAGCCCGUGCUUUUCAUCAACACGGAGGAAUUCCAGACGCCAGAAAGUGUUGCCAAAAUGAAGAGGCUGAGCUCCAGAAACAGCCAGACGAAGAUUAUAACCAUCCUGGGGUCGGUUCAUCAAAGCCAGACAGACUUCACCUUUCUCACUGGGAAGCUCAUCAGCCGUGUCUUCAGAGCAAGAGGAACCCUUGACCCCCACAAGGCUCUGGACAUCACCAGCCGGGCGGCUCUGGCCUUCCUGCAGCGGCACCUCCACCUGGAAGAGGAGUUCAAUCAAUGGGACAACCUCCUGGAAGGCAUCGGAGACUCGGUUGUUCCGGAAGCACCGUUCUGCCGCUCCAACCUGUAG